This is a messenger RNA of Nicrophorus vespilloides, 2766 nucleotides long. It is a transcript of the gene br, whose product is annotated as broad-complex core protein. Gene Ontology annotation, molecular function: protein binding. Gene Ontology annotation, cellular component: nucleus. Lineage: Eukaryota; Metazoa; Arthropoda; Insecta; Coleoptera; Silphidae. The coding region runs from base 1099 to 2475 and encodes 458 amino acids. Gene Ontology annotation, biological process: regulation of transcription by RNA polymerase II. The transcript has 6 exons. The record is from RefSeq and is a predicted model, not a curated record.
UCAUUAACCGACGACGACGCCGCCGCCGCCGCAGCGCGCGUAAUAUUGCAUCUUGGAUUCGCAAAUUUCUUCUUUGUUUAGACUCUCUUUCUCUGUGUAUGUGUUGUGUGUGUGUGUAAGUGUGUGCGUGUGCUUUUUACUUGCAAAUGCGUGCGUGUGCGUGUGUCUGUGGCGGCAGAGCGCGGGAGGCGGCGUCGGAGGUGGGGGGGCGGCGCCGGACGGUGGUGUCCCACGGGUCUCGCGUCGGGUACGACCCUCCAGCGGAGAGCCGGGUCCGUGGGCCGGGUCGGAGGAUCGGGCCGGAUCGCGACGGGCCGUUUUUUAUUUUGACAUUUUUAAUUGCGGGCCUGUACUCUUUAUUCUGCGCAUUUUCAUUUGGAAUAGGGGAGGGGUGGGCGGAACGCACUAUUUUUUAGUGCUGGCUUAUUACGGCAGAUGUCUCAUAGCUAUGUCCCAAUAAAGAAUAAGCGAGCAGUCAUUUUUUGCGCGUUUGAAUUUUUAAUAUAAACGCAGUCGCGGGUUCGAGCUGAUAUGAUACGGUGCUUUGUGCGGUGCGAGUGCGAUCACAGCUUUUUUUAUCAUCAUCAACACCACCACCAACAACAACCACCACUAUUAUCCUUUUUUCGCGACGCCGAAACCGAGCGGCAGCAACUAAGGAAGGACGACACCAUCAACAACAAGCAACAAACAAUAUAAGAAAAGAAAAAAUUGAAUUUUUCAAGUUUACAUUAUCCAUCAAAUAAUUGUACAUUUCGGAACGGAGGAUAAUUUUUUUUUUCAUUUUGUCCAACAAAAAUAAAAACGGCUACGGGAAUUCCGCAACCCCAAUAAUAUUCGUACUUCUUUAUUCUGAACACGCGAAUACACACAUCCGGCCUCCGAAGCAGGCGAAAAUAAAGACUGGCCAGUUGCAGGACGAGAACCGAAAAAGAAUAAACCAAGUAUAUUAUAAUACAAGUACGGCGAUGCAGCUACGUUGAAGUGCAACACGUUUCUCACCCUGGGCAAACAUUAGAACAUGGAUAUACUUAUUUCCCAAACAAAUUUUGUUUUCGUACAACACUCGCUCCAUUUCUAAGGUAAUUAACGUUAACGAUGGUAGAUACACAACAUUUCUGUCUACGUUGGAACAACUACCAGAGUAGUAUAACAUCGGCGUUCGAGAAUCUGAGGGACGAUGAGGACUUCGUCGACGUCACCUUGGCCUGCGACGGGAAGAGCCUGAAGGCGCAUCGGGUCGUCCUGUCAGCCUGCAGUCCAUAUUUCAGAGAAUUACUUAAGUCAACCCCUUGUAAGCAUCCUGUGAUAGUCCUUCAAGACGUAGCCUGGACAGACCUGCACGCACUCGUGGAAUUCAUAUACCAUGGGGAGGUCAACGUGCACCAGAGAUCACUCUCGUCCUUCCUCAAAACUGCGGAGGUCCUGCGGGUCAGCGGCCUCACGCAGAAACACGCAGAUGACAGAGAGCUAGCGCAUGUACAAAGUCUGGUCAGGGCCCAGCAGCAGACGCCUUCGUCGAAUCACCAUCCGGCAUUCCCCGAUAAACUUAUGGACGAGUCGAUCUUCACGUCGCCGUCGUCGCCGCCUCACAGCGCGACGACCGUGAAUCAGCUGCUCCGGAGGGCGGCGAUGCAGAACCGCAGGGACAGAAGGAUAAGCCAGGAUCCUGAGGGCGACCACAAGCGAUCACGGAACGAACACUUGAACAACAACAACAACGAGCUGAACCUGUCCCACCAUCAGCCGCCGCAGACGCAACCGACAGAUUUCUCGCCGACGGCGAUGAAGAAUAACGUAAAUCCUAUACUGAAUUCUAUCAAAACGGACAUCGAGGGUAACGGGAUCAGCUCGACGGAGCACGGUUCGAGUCCCAGCUCCCCAUCGCCCACGAAUAAUUCGAGGGAUGAGAUCAAGACAGAACCGAUGGAUCUGCUAUGCACGACGAACCAGGAUGAGAACAGUAACGAUUCCAAUGAGGCGGCUAACGAUAACGGGCCUAAUCUGCCGCAAGGACCCCAUUCUGGGAGCAGCGGCGGCGGCGGUGACCACGACGACCACGACAGCCCCAUCGGACCUUACCUCACACCCAAUGAGAGCAAACUGUUUGCCACCGCCGCCGGCAGCUACAACUUCAGCAUGGCCACCCUCGCUGAUCCAGCUGCAUUGGGAGUGUUCUUCCUUCCAGGUCUCGGACAGUCGUUCCAAGGAGGAGACAGCCUGGCGGGAACAUCUCAAGGUGCGGACGAGUUCAGAUGCCAACCAUGCAACAAGAGUCUGUCGUCUCUGACCCGACUGAAGAGACACAUUCAGAAUGUCCACAUGAGGCCAUCUAGAGAGCCAGUUUGCAACAUUUGCAAGAGAGUCUACAGUAGUCUAAACUCGUUGCGAAAUCAUAAGAGUAUUUAUCACAGAAACGUCAAGAAUGUCAAGACGGACGACAUUAUCCCGCAGCACCACUCGUUUUUCUUGUGAACGGCGGAGGCGUCGUCGUGACCUUCUCAAUUUCUGGACUCGAAGCGACCUAACGCGACUCAAACAAUACAGAACAAGAGAAACAAACUAAAACUGUCCACGAAGCCCAUAGGAGAUCAACGUUUUGUUAAUCAUCUCCAUCAUUAUUAUUAUUAUUUUUUUUACUGAGGGCUUCGUACAAACGUCCCGCGAGAAGAGUAACCUUCUCAUGUACAGUAGUAGUUUUGAUCGAAGAUCGCACUUCUUCGACAUGCAAAAAAAAAACAACUCCGCUUUUACACUUUCUUUUCU